UGGCUUGAGCGCACUACCCCACCCUAGCUCGCCGAGCCCCAGCCCGACCCAUCGACCGGUGACCAGGGUAAACAAACUCACUACACUGAAGUCUCACGACGAUAUUUCCCAGAGGCCGCUUCCCAACCUCCCAAUUCACCACGCCGCGCCUCACACCUCACACCUGCUCUUUCCCCCAACCUUCCAGCUCUCUUUCCAAUACCCAUAAUCCGCGAUCCAUCCCACAACAUCAAUCCGUCACCUUCGCGAGAAACAUCAAUUGAGUCGUCUGCCCCCCCCGCAUUCCCCCCAGACCAACCCCGAAGCUGUCAGGAUGUUCGUCAAGACCACUGUCGCCGUCGCGCUUCUGGCCAGCUUUGUUGCUGCGCAAACCAACCUCACCUUUGAUCCCUCAACCGUCGAUCUCACUACUCGAGGUCAAUGGUGCCAGGCCGAAUUCAACACCUGCAAGGCCCUCUGUGGCACGAAGACCAGCGCGAACGACUGCGACCCUAAUACUCUGAAGUUUGAUUGCCUCUGCUCCUCCAACAACUCCAUACCUGGUCUCCAGUUCUAUACGCAGACAAUGCCAACCUUCAUCUGCGAGCAAAACUUCAAGAUCUGCAAUGCCGCUGCCGUCAAUCAAGUCAACAGUGCUGCUGCUCAGGCAGCUUGCGCCGCGACCGAGCAAUCCGACUGUGGCCAUAUCGAUCCCGCAAACUUCACUGCUGCUGCAGUUAGCUCUACUGCCACCUCGACCUCCACACCCACUGGCACCGGAGCCGCUGGGGGAAGCAGCGCAACAAGCACGUCCUCCAAGGCAGCUGCCGCAACCAUGGCUGCUAUGCGAAACUUCGGUACUGGCGCAUUUGCGGUUGGUGCCGGUGUCGUCCUUGGUGCCCUUCUCUAAGAAAACUAUGCGCUGGAAAUCGAGGUCCGCCAAGAAGCCUACUUCCUUCGGAGAUGCCAAUAGGUACUCGACGCUUACUCGACGAUUUGUGCAUAUUGUAUUUGUGAUUCAGCGCGUUUUAUUUUAGCAUAGGUGUUGUGGCUGCUGCAUCUGCGCUUUCACAGCAUCUCUCCUGGGGCUU
Molecule: messenger RNA, 1070 nt
Organism: Hyaloscypha bicolor E
Lineage: Eukaryota; Fungi; Ascomycota; Leotiomycetes; Helotiales; Hyaloscyphaceae
Exons: 3
Coding region: 314-889 (191 amino acids)
Source: RefSeq, a predicted model, not a curated record